CCGUGACCCAUGAAGAUGAUCAAAACUUGACAAACCAAAAUUCUUUAGUGUUGGAGAAGGAAAUCUUAAUUCAAGAAAGUUCUUGCUGCCAAAUGGAUACAGAGCCUAUUGAAAAUGCAGUUGUAACACAGUAUACAGACCUUAACUUAAUAAGCCAAGCCCCAGAUAAUAUUGCUUUGGUCGAGCAAGACAAUCUUAAAACGACAAUACAACAGAGUAAGAAUAAUGACAAAACUCCCUUAGAGCAGGACGCGUUAUUGCAAGAUGAGCUUAAUUUCGAAAUCGACUCGGACGAUGUCCUUUCAUUGAUCACUUCCUGGGAUGGCGACAUGGACGACAUUGAUGAGCGAAAUUCAAUUGUGAAUGAAAUGGAUAGGAAUGAAUCAGAUAUUGCUGCUUCAAUUGUUGACUCUAUGAGUCCAUUGACAGCGCUUACUACAACUGCUGUCAGUCCAGAAGCUACAGCUCAUCCGGCAACUAAUGCUGUAGAAACCAACAUAUCACAUAAUGACUUGCGCAGCUUUCGUAUUCCCAAGAAAACGAAUAAUCCAAAGUUGCAGCUUGAGACGCUGCAGGAACCACAUAAACAGGCGUUGGUGAAUGGAGAGCAGCAACAACGAGAGUCCGAGAAAGCGAGACAACAGCCUGCUAACAACAUCGAGCACAAGCAGCAACAUCGAGUCGUUAAUGGCAGACAGCAACAAAAAGAGUCUUUAGUAAAUGACAAUCGCCAGCUGCCCAGAUGCAAUGCUCAGAAAGAACCGUUCUUUAAUGGCAAUCCACAGCAGCCCACAAUAGCCAAUUUGCAGUGGCAAAAGCCUCUGAAGCAAGAAACACAGCUAUGCAGGCCGACACGAGCAGCAGUUCCGGAUGCAGUUCCCAUCUUUGCACCACCUUAUCAAAGGUCAGAGCAGCCAGCAGCGUCAAGCAACGUGUCCAGCACUUUCAACAUCUAUAGAGGCAUGGGACGCAACAGCGCCGCGUUUGACAUCAAAUGCUGGAAAUAUUUGGAUGGUUACUGCGCCAAUCCCAACUGCAAUCAUCAACUUAGCGAGAUUGGUGAUGUUAGGCGUCGUCUGGACUCCAUGACCAAUAAACAACUUAUUGACUGCUAUAACUUCAUGUUGCGCCAUAGGCUUCUAUUUCAAAAGUAUUUCGCUUUGUUUGCCACAAUCUUUGGCAGUCGUCAGAUGCGCAACUAUAUGCUCAGGAUGAUUAACGAUUGUUGUCUGUAUAUGGAGUUGUGUGCACCAUUUAUAGUCGAUAUCUACGAAACGCUGUUACGCUUUCAUAUGUCACCACAGGUGACUGUCGCUCACCUAAUGAAAUAUCUGUGGCAACCAAAUGCAUUGCUGCAAUAUCCGCUGUUAAUCAACGAGUUGCUCAAAAUAUUGGCCAUUCAAUAUUGGCACAAUUAUAUGCCGCAAUUGGAGCAACUCUUUGAUACCCUUGAAUUUCCUAUUCCUCUGGAGUUCGGCAGGCGAAUUGCUGAGUUUGCUGUGACCCAGAAAAAUGAAAUGCUCAAGAUAAAUGUAUGUAAGCUGGUUCUUUAUACUCCUAUAGGCCGUUCGUACUCGACUGCGACAACGGUUGCUGAAAUCUUACGCAACGAUAGCGCAGGUCAGCCAAAUCCGCAACUGGAAACGCUGCUGCUUGCAAUCCGAAAGCUGAUUCAGCUAUCUCAUCAACAGCAGCAUCAAAUUCAUUCGCAACAUCAUCAAUAUCCCCAGCAACAACAGCAACCUUAUUCGCCGAAUUCCAUUGAGCAUCAAAGUUUUCGUCAUAAUCAGCAGCAACAGCGACCGCAACAUUCUCGUUAUCAGCAGCAGCAACACUUUAAGCGUCACCAAGAACUUCGACCACGCACCAAGAGCUGGGUGGACAAACCCUAAAAUAAGCCUCUAUAAUAAGUUCAAGCAGCAGCUACGAUGUUUCGUUUUAAAGCUACCUGCUUUCAUCAAUUUAAUCAUCUUUUUAUUUCAUUACAGCUUACUUACAGCCAUAAGAUUUGAAUUAGUUUAAGUGUGCUGUUGGACAGCACCAAAGUUUUGUUUUUAACCUUCUUAAUCUUAGUCCACUACUGGAG
Messenger RNA from Drosophila albomicans, 2086 nucleotides. Its product is annotated as protein deadlock. The transcript has a single exon. The record is from RefSeq and is a predicted model, not a curated record. Lineage: Eukaryota; Metazoa; Arthropoda; Insecta; Diptera; Drosophilidae. The coding region runs from base 93 to 1892 and encodes 599 amino acids.